This is a messenger RNA of Sardina pilchardus (European sardine), 2580 nucleotides long. It is a transcript of the gene ptgr1.1, whose product is annotated as prostaglandin reductase 1, tandem duplicate 1. Gene Ontology annotation, molecular function: 2-alkenal reductase [NAD(P)H] activity; 15-oxoprostaglandin 13-reductase [NAD(P)+] activity. The transcript has 10 exons. The record is from RefSeq and is a predicted model, not a curated record. NCBI's taxonomy places the organism in Eukaryota, Metazoa, Chordata, Actinopteri, Clupeiformes, Clupeidae. Bases 241 to 1266 code for a protein of 341 amino acids. Gene Ontology annotation, cellular component: cytoplasm. Gene Ontology annotation, biological process: prostaglandin metabolic process.
CGCGGAGAUCUACUGCAUCACUGCGACACUCUGGCGGCUACACUGUCUGCGAGCUCCCCCUUGUGGCUGAUUAGAGAGGAAGCCAAUCAGAGAUCAGAGGCACAGUGAACCCUGGAGUUUUCAGCCAAUCAGCGACUCGGCAGGGAGUGACCGGGCGGUAUGCUAACUUUCGCUGUUGGUUGGUGCACCGUGCAUGCUGGCGUUCUGAAGUGUUGUCUGACAGUGCCGUGAAAUCAUUUCAUGGAAAACGACGCAAGUGUGACCAAGCAGAGAACCAUGGUUCAAGCCAAAGUAUGGAUCCUCCGCAAGCACUUCGAUGGCUUCCCCAAAGACAGCGACUUCGAGCUGAAAGUGGAGCAGCUGCCUGAACCCAGAGAUGGAGAGAUUCUCUUGGAAGCUGUUUUUCUCAGUGUGGAUCCUUACAUGAGACCUUUCAGUCGCGUGCGGAUGAAGGAGGGAGACGUGAUGAUUGGAACUCAAGUGGCCAAGGUGGUGCAGAGCAAGAAUCCCUCAUUCUCAGUGGGCUCCCUCGUGGUCAGUCGAUCGGGCUGGAGGACCCACACCGUGUCCGACGGCUCUGGCGCCAAACUCCUGCUCUCCGAUUGGCCGGCUGAUGUGCCACUCUCUCUGGCGCUGGGUGCCAUCGGCAUGCCUGGGCUCACUGCCUUAUAUGGUCUGGAGGAGGUGUGUGAGCUCAAGGCUGGUGAGACGCUAUUGGUCAAUGCAGCGGCAGGUGCCGUGGGAACGGUGGCGGGCCAGAUUGCCAAGCUGAAGGGCUGCCGUGUGGUUGGCUCGGCCGGGAGUGACGCCAAGGUGGCCUACCUGCAGGAGCUGGGCUUUGACCGGGCCUUCAACUACAAGACCGUCCCCUCGCUGGAGCAGGCCCUGAAGGAGGCGUCGCCGGAGGGAUACGACUGCUUCUUUGAGAAUGUUGGUGGUGCGUUCUCCAUUGCGGCCCUUCCUCUGAUGAAGCCGAUGGGUCGCAUCGCUGUGUGUGGAGCGAUCUCUACCUACAACGACAGCUCUCCGCAGACAGGACCAUUCCCGCACCUGACGAUGAUCAUGAACCAGAUCCGUAUGGAGGGCUUCAUGGUGGGCCGCUGGGAACACAAGAACGAGGAGUCGCUGCGCCGCCUGCUGGCCUGGAAACAAGAGGGGAAGUUGAAGUGUCCGGAGCACGUGACCAGUGGCUUUGAGAACAUGCCGGCUGCCUUCAUGGGCAUGCUCCGUGGAGAGAACCUUGGCAAAGCCAUCAUCAAGGCCUGAGGUACCCCAUCCCCGUCACCCAGCACUCUACCCUAUCCUUGCCCUGCCUGGGUGACGGGCAGCGUUCACAACCAAUCAGAAGAUUUGAAACCUAGUGCAGCCAAACUUAUUUUGGGCCAUUUGGGCUAAUGAAACCUCCCACCACCCUCAGCUGAAGCAGAAGCCCCUCCCAUGCUAUGUCCCAGCCAGUCACAAUUAGUGGAAAGAAGGCCUGUAGGUGAAGGCCAGCUGCUAUCUCUGUGUGGGUGGACUAUGGUACAAUUAGAAGGAACUGGUUACUGACCUAGAAGGAACAAUUACUGAUCUAUCAUUAUUAUCUGCUACAUCAACAUAUUGUUUGGGAUGUGUGGUUCUGUUUCUGUAUGUGAGACAGAGCGAAACCUUGACAGUGUGGACUUCCAAUCACGUGCCGUGGAGGUAUUACCCUGUCAAAAUGUACACAAAGACGAUGUGUUCUUACAAAUGCACUAUGAUGGCAAAGUAAUGUACAAAUAGCCCACCAUUUGCAAAUAUCCACAUCAUGCUAAGCAAAUACUGAAUUCAGCUCUCAAACAGUGUGCUUUGCGAAAGCAAAUACAGUAAUGCUUCGUGUCAGAAGUAUUGUGAUGCUCCCAUAAAUUGCACGAUUCAUGAGUGUUAAGUCUUUUCUAUUUGGAAAGACGCUGUAUGUCUUUGACAGCUGUUUUGAGAAACACAUUACAUCUGUGUUAGAGCUGUGCGAGAUUUGUGUUUGCAUGGUGUCCAUAUUUACAAAUAUUAAAACGAGUGUAUAGUAUAAAGAGAGAUUAGUGGUAUCUUGGGCCGAAAGCCUGAGGUGCGUUUAUGUUUUGCAACUAUGCAGAGGCAAAUGUUAAUGGCCGACUUGUCUUAUUUCAAAUCCCUUAACUGUGCAAACAAAAUAAUUAGCAAUAAGGCAGCAAUCACCUCAUACCACUUGCUUCGUUGUACACUCCCCAGGUUAGUAAAACAAGUCUUCUUUAUUUACAGUGUUUUGGCAGUAUUAUGGUUCCAUAUCCAUACCCACUAACGGUAGAUUUUCAGUCGCUCACAACUUAGUGCUGCCAUCUAGUGUUGUUUAUCUGUAUGUCCUUCAGUAAUUUCCAGUUCAGUUCAAACAAGUCCAAGACAUUUCACAAGUCUUAACUCCCACUUGAAGUAGCAUUAAUAAUGUAACGUUUUUAGACAACAUUUUUAGAGUUUUUCUGAUUGACCUAAAGUACUGGAAGAGUUUAAGCAAUCAGUGAAUAAGAGGGAGUGUAUUUGGUUCCAUGUUUUUAAAAAAAAAAUAAAAAUAUUUUUCUGGCUUUUGUAAAA